CAUCCACCGCGCCAUAACAUAUUUCUCACGUUGAAAAUGAAGAUUACAAUAAUUAUCAAGAAUGAGUGCAAUCUGAAGGCUAUCGCACUGCAUCCAGUUCAAUCAUAAAAAAAUAAUUCAUACUUAUGAUUGACUGAUGAUAAAAUUUGAUAAGCUACUUUCAACAGGACGUAACAUAACUGUGGAGGAGAAUUUCCUGUGAUAUCGAACCCCUCAAGACCACCAGUCACCUAAUUCAAUCAUGACGACCGAAGAUAAAGACAAGGUGUUAAAGCUCAAAGAACAGGGCAACGACUGUGUGAAGCAUGAAAAAUACGCCGAGGCAAUGUUUCAUUACACCCACGCAAUAAAAUUAGACCCCAAGAACUACUCGCUGUACAGCAAUCGAUCCUACGUUUUUUUAAAAAUGCAGCAAUUUCAUUUUUCCAUGGAAGACGCAUUGAUGACGAUCAAUCUAAAUCCAGCCUGGACAAAGGGAUACUACCGCAAGGCGGAAGUGGAAUUCCACACGUUUCGGUUCAGCGAAGCUCUCACCUCCUACGGUCAAGCUUUAAAUCUCCAGCCUAACGAUCCUGACAUUCUAGAAGCUAUCAAUAAAGCGACGAGAUCGCUAAUAAAGGACCAGAGAGCGGAUCAGCAGAUACCCUGGCUUGGAGCCGGUGUUGGAAUAAUUUUCGGUGUAAUUGUCGUAAUUGCUGAUUAUGUUUUCACUAAUAAGCCGACACUAACGCAUCCAGUAUUGAUGGCCCUUUUGACAAUUUCCAUAGCAAUGCUGGGUUUUGCAAUAGCCAAAGGCUUUCGUUACUUUGUGAAAUGUCAGAGGAAAUCCUUGUUGGAACCACCAUUUGAUCUUCUUGGAGAGGGAAAUCCAGAAAGUCAAAGUGAGAAUGAAACCGACAAGAAUUACGACAAACAUCCUAAAUACAGUAAAGCACAGGCACGUCAGAGAUUUAAAAAGGGUAAAACGUAACCCAGUGUGUUCACACGUUUUCCCUGUAAUCCUUGGCAUUUUCAUUGACAUUCCCCUCGACUUCCGGAAGUCAAGGGGAAUUACAUUCAGUGAGACAUAAACAAAAUGAUUGCAUCAGUACAUUUUCGAGGGUGAAAGAGUCAGCUUCUAGUGCAGCUAAUGCAAUUAAAAAUAAUUUCAAUUUAAUAAAUUCCAGAUAAAGAUUUAAUAAAUCAUCAACUCCACCCUCCCUUACUUUUCAUGCACUAACUACUUGUAACAUUCCUCUCUCAAUUAUCCACCUUUCUACUCUCACCCAUGAAUAAAUACUUGAAAAAAUAAAUAUCUAGUCAUAAAAUUUUAUAAUCUGGAGGCUGAAGACCUCCAUGAGACGCUCAUGUACCAUUCGAAUAAAAAGCGAUUCAAAUAAA
Molecule: messenger RNA, 1380 nt
Organism: Fopius arisanus
Lineage: Eukaryota; Metazoa; Arthropoda; Insecta; Hymenoptera; Braconidae
Product: small glutamine-rich tetratricopeptide repeat-containing protein 2
Exons: 5
Coding region: 242-970 (242 amino acids)
Molecular function (GO): Hsp90 protein binding
Source: RefSeq, a predicted model, not a curated record